AAACUCGUUCGUAGCGGUCGUCAGUCGUAAUGCAGCAGCGGUGCACGAGCUAAAAUUGUUUAGAAUUCUGAUAUAUAAAUAAAGCAAUUAAUAGAAUUGAGCAGCAGGCAGCAGCCCCAAUCAGAAAGAGUCAUAAACUAAACAUCGUGUAUGCUAGGGCAUUCUGUUUGGCAUAAAACGGCAGCGACAUUUUCAAAUCAACGCAAAACGCAUUCGAGUUCAAUAAAAAGCAAACGUGUCGGCAGCAGCAGCAGCUAAGCGAUUAACUAACUACCUGUAACCAAAAGUCUGCAGAUUUCGUAAUAGCAACAAAGCAUUUGCCUAGAGCAGCAGCAGUCCGGUCAACGUUAGCGUCACGCAAAGAAUUCACAAAUACAAAUACAACUACGUGAAAAAUCAGCUGAAGGCCCGCACGCACACAUGAACACCCGUAUAAACUCAAUGCGAUAGACACACAGUGAAAGUGAGCGUGUAUAUGUGAUACAAAGAGCAAAAGAAAAAAUUUAUUAACUUGCGGUGUCAGCAUUUAUAAUAAAACAUAAAUUUACCAAAAACGUUCGCAAAACCGUUUUUGGUAAUAGAAGACACAACCCACACACACUAAUAAGAAAACAAAAAACCAACCAUCAGAUACUAAAAUACAGCACAAUGAGUGGAUACACAGACCUCACCAAGCUGGAGACUAGUCGGAACUGUCUGCGUCGCAUUGCGCGCCACGACGAGCAGCAGUUCUCCAAAAACAGCAUCGUCAAUCUGAUGGAGAAGUUUGUGAAAACGGUCAACACGAUGGAUGAUACCAUACUGGUGCCAUGCAGGCUCAUGGAUCGGCAGAUCGGUGAUAGCACUGAUAUAAUACCUGCAACUGGCAAGGAUACGACCGCCAAUCAGCUGACAAAGAGUUCCAGCGCACAGGGCAAACGUGGCGCGGCGCAUUCAAAGAAUGUCCAAGAGUUUCUCAGCGCCUCCGAGCUGUUCAAUUUGUACACCGUGCUGAAUGCCCUGAAGAAGGAUUUGCUGUGGACCAACAACCAGGAUGAUGACGACACGGAACUGGAGUCGGAACAGCAAUUGCACCAGCAGCAGCAGCAGCAGCUCAGCCAAGCGGCGGAGACAAAGACUGAGGCCAACACAAGCAGCAGCAGCCGGGUCAAGGGUCAUGUGAGACGGACCUCAACGGCAUCGAUGAUGUCCACCACAUCGGUUAGCAAUCUGAGCGAUUCCGAAUCGGAUAUCUCGAACGAGAUCGAUUCGGGCCUGGAAUCGGAUGGCAACAAGAGCGACCAUGCCCAAAGCACCGACGGCAGCGAUAUUGCCGAUGCCGCCCGCCAACCGACCAGCGACAAGGCCACGGAGCUGGCGCAACGCUGCAAAAGACACCUGAACGGUCUGUACCAGUGCCUGGAACAAAUGACAGAGGCGGCCAACUAUCUGACCGCCAGAUACCAAAGUGAUAUUGGAGCCGUCUAAACCAAAUAAUUGGAACGGUUGCCAACACCCCCCCCCCCUCUACCCUCUCGGAAUGUGUGUUUAGCUUCACCUUCUACUCUUCUUCUUCUUACACCUGGGCGGGCUCUAAUCAUGUAAACCAAAAAGAAAAACAACAAAAAAAAAACUUUGAAAAAAAUAAUGAUUAAUAAUAAGGAAAAACGGUUUUCUUUUCUUUUGUGUGAGGUCCUUUCUGUUAAGUGAGAUUUAAUUUCAUAAAAAAAAAUAAAAAACAAAAAAAAGUAUGGGGUGCUAUGACAUAUGAGUACAUAUACCAUAUAUAUAUAUAUGUAAAUAUAUAUAUGAUGAUUGUAUAAAAUCGAUCGUAACUGAUAAUAAUGAUAAUGAAGAUAACUACAUUUAUAUAUAUAUAUAUACAAAAUUGCGAAUAAGCUUUUUCAAAAAAAAAAAAAAACAAAAAAACAAUUUGUAUUUGUAUUUUGGGUUGACGGGUACAACAACAAAACAGAACAAAUGUUGAAUGUGUAUGUGUGUGUGUGCGUGUGUGUGCGUGUGGGUCAGCUCGUUUGAUAUGAUACAGUUAUUGUUGUUGAUAAUGUUAAUGAAGAGCAUUCCUUUAGUACACACGCUGUGCCCGCACACACACCUACACACACACACACAGACUCGCACACUGUAGAAAUUGGGUGUGGCCAGGCCCCACCCAGAAAGAAGAAAA
Messenger RNA from Drosophila montana, 2164 nucleotides. RefSeq lists its product as uncharacterized. Gene Ontology annotation, cellular component: cytosol. Bases 649 to 1467 code for a protein of 272 amino acids. The transcript is spliced from 3 exons. NCBI's taxonomy places the organism in Eukaryota, Metazoa, Arthropoda, Insecta, Diptera, Drosophilidae. Gene Ontology annotation, biological process: regulation of lipid biosynthetic process. The record is from RefSeq and is a predicted model, not a curated record.